AUGCCCCAAGAGCUCAGCUAUGCAGUAUACUUGAGCUAUCAAGAUAUGCCUCCUCAUCUGAAGCAGUGCUUUCUAUAUUACUCUCUUCUUCCUCAAAAUAAAACUUAUUAUGCACAUGAAGUCGUUGCCUUGUGGAUUAGCGAAGGAUUUGUUCAUGGAAGCUCAAAUGAUCUAGAAGAAUUGGGAAUAAAUUACUACAAGGAGCUGAUAUAUCGGAACCUUAUAGAGCCAGAUAAAUUGUAUGUAAAUCACCUUAGUUGCAGCAUGCAUGAUGUUAUUCGCUCAUUUGCUCAGUAUAUGAUAAAAGAUGAAGCACUCAUAGUUCAUGAUGGAGACAUCGAUAAUCUAACUAAACUUCAUUCACAAAAGUUUCUUCGGUUAUCAAUAGAAACCAACCGCUUGCAGUCUGGUGAUAUUGACUGGAAAUCUUUACAGGAGCAGAAAUCAGUGAGAACAUUAAUCUCAACUAUUCAGAUCAAGAUGAAGCCCAGUGAUUUAUUGGUUACUUUUUCUGGUCUACGGAUUCUACAUAUAGAAUCUGUAGAUGUGGCUGCAUUGGUUGAAUCGUUGCACCAGCUGAAGCACCUGAGAUAUGUGGCACUAUUAAAUACUGAUAUAUCUGUACUUCCGGUGAACUUUGACAAGAUGAAAUUAUUGCAAUUCCUUAGGCUUGAUGGAUGUAAAAAUUUACUGAAUCUUCCUGAUAGCAUUGUGAAGCUUGGCCAGCUGAGGUUACUUGAUCUUCCCAGCAGAUGUAUGAUACCUAGAGGGUUCUGUGGUCUGACAAAUAUGAGAAGACUACAUGGGUUUCGGGCCCACAUGGAUGGUGAUUGGUGCAGUUUGGACGAGUUGGGGCCUCUUUCCCAACUCAGAUUUCUUGAAUUAAUACAUUUGGAGAAUGUAUCUGCUGCUUCAUUUGCUGCAAAUGCUAGGCUUGGUGAGAAAAUACAUCUUAUCGACGUAUUCUUGUACUGCACUAGCAAACUAGGAGAUGAUGGGUUGGUCAAAGAAAAAGAAGGUGUCUCCGAGGAAGAGCAACAACAAAUCGAGAAGGUGUUCGAUGAGCUCUAUCCUCCACCCAGUGUAGAAUUUAUUCAUAUCGAUGGGUAUUUUGGCCAGCUACUCCCGAGUUGGAUGAUGUCCACGUCAAAGUUCUUUCAGGUCGCCCGUGCUCCAUGCAUCAGGCGUGUUGGGACUAGAUUCUUGCAGGCCGUGGCAACUCCAUUUCCGAGUUUAAAAGAGAUGAGCUUUAGAGAAAUGGUGGAAUGGGAGGAGUGGGAAUGGGAGGAGCAAGUACAAGCCAUGCCCCGUUUGGAGAAGCUUUGGCUCAUUAAUUGCAAACUGAGGCGUGCUCCUCCUGGCCUUGCCUCCAAUGCAAUGGCUUUGAAAGUUUUAUACGUACAUGAUGUCCAACACCUCAGCUACCUUGAGAACUUUCCUUCUGUCAUUGAGCUUACAGUGGUUAGAAGCCUCGACCUUGAGAGGAUCACCAAUCUCCCCAAUCUGCAGAAGCUUACCAUCACCAUUUGCCCAAAGUUGAAGGUGCUGGGGAGUAUCCCUGCACUCGACAGGUUGGUCCUAGAGGAUUACACCAUGGAAACACUUCCAGAAUACAUGCGAGGUAUAAAGCCAAAGCAUUUUCAGUUAUUCUGCCGGCCAUGGUUGCUCUCUUCGGUAGCCAUGGGACAAUCUGGUCCUGAGUGGGACAAGUUCAGCCAUGUGGAGCAUGUCAAGGCAUAUUCGCCUGAUGGAGACAACCAAAGGAAAUGGUACGUGUUGUACACAAGAAGAGACAACUUCAAGUUGGAUUCAAAUAUUAGCUGCUCUUCCGUAUUUGAAGGUACUUACAAUAAAUAAAAGAUCAAGCUUUGCCUUAAUUUGUUUGGGCACUCUCACUCUGGCAGUUUGUAAGUUCGUUUCAUUU
Aegilops tauschii subsp. strangulata is the source of this 1924-nucleotide messenger RNA. RefSeq names its product putative disease resistance protein RGA3. Lineage: Eukaryota; Viridiplantae; Streptophyta; Magnoliopsida; Poales; Poaceae. Gene Ontology annotation, molecular function: ADP binding. The record is from RefSeq and is a predicted model, not a curated record.